GAGCAGAGACCAGCUCCCAGGCGGUGGACCUGGCAGAGGGCUUCCUCCUGAGCCAGGCGGAGGAGCAGAAGGAGCAGGUCCAGUUGCAGUCCUUCCCUGUGGAGAUCAGCAUUUCUGAGGGAAAGAGGAUUCCAUCAAAUCCCCCUCAAGAGCUGUUUUUCUGGAGGAUCCCUCAGGAAGAGCCAAGUCAGCACACCUUGGAAGGGAAUCAUAGAAUGACGUUUUCUGGUCCUUACGAUGGAGCUGAAACAGUGGUUGAACCUCCAAAUCAAGAGGGCCUUGUGUCCUUCGAGGAGGUGACUGUGGAUUUCUCUGAGGAGGAGUGGUCUCAUCUGGAUCCUGAACAGACAGCACUGUAUUGGGAAGUCAUGCUGGAAAAUCAUAGGAACAUUGCCUCUCUGGGUAAUAAUGGGCAGGAGAAUCAAGAUUCCUUUGAAAUGUUCCAAGUGAUCAACGCUGGAGAUGGAAUGGAGAAGUCAGCAAUUCGAAAGAAAGUAGAAAGACUUGAAAGAAACCCAUUAAACAACUGGAAUGAAGAAAGUUCAUCUUUCAUUGAUGAUUUGAUGCCAGACUUUCUUGCCCAAGAAGGGCGGGAAAAUAAAUAUGAACACUAUCGAAUCCAAAACAAACAAGAUACUAUAAGCAGAAACAAUGGAAAAAAUUACACUGGGACUUUUUCUCCUGGAAAUAGAUCUCUUAUAUCUCCAAAACAAAUUCACUUACAAGAGAAGCAUUAUGAAUGUGUGGAAUGUGGAAAAAGCUUCAGAACAAGAAGUCAACUUACUUUCCAUAAAAUGAUCCACACAGGACAGAUGCCAUAUAAAUGUGUGUAUUGUGGAAGAGGCUUUCGGUCAUGGGGUGGUCUUUUUUACCAUAAAAGGAUCCACACGGGGGGGAAACUAUAUAAAUGCAUGGAGUGUGGAAAGACCUUUAAUCGGAGCAAUGACCUUACUUCCCAUAAGAUGAUCCACACAGGAGAGAAACCACAUAAAUGCACAGAGUGUGGAAAGGCCUUUACUCACAGGAGUAAACUUGCGAUCCAUGAAAGGAUCCACACGGGGGAGAAGCCAUAUAAAUGCACGGAGUGUGGAAAGACCUUUUCUCAGAAGAGUCAUCUUACAGUCCAUAAAAGAAUUCACACAGGGGAAAGACUAUAUAAAUGCAUGGAGUGCGGAAAGACCUUUGCUCGAAGCAAUGACCUUACUUCUCAUAACUUGAUCCACACAGGGGAGAAACCACAUAAAUGCACGGAGUGUGGAAAGGCCUUUACUCAGAAGAGUCAUCUUACAGUCCAUAAAAGAAUUCACACAGGGGAAAGACUACAUAAAUGCAUGAAGUGCGGAAAGACCUUUACUCGAAGCAGUGACCUUACUUCCCAUAACAUGAUCCACACAGGGGAGAAGCCAUACAAAUGUAUGGAGUGUGGGAAAAUGUUUGCAGAGAGGCGUAAUCUUACUUUCCAUAGCAUGGUCCACUUAGGGAAGAAGCUAUAUGAAUGCAUGGGAAGUGGAAAGGCCUUCGCUUCCAGCAGUCUUCUCCCUUCCCAUAAUAUGAUCCACAGAGGAGAGAAACCACAUAAAUGCAUGGAGUGUGGGAAGGCUUUUGCUCAUAGAAGUAAACUUGCAAUCCAUAAAAGGAACCACACAGGGGAAAAGCCAUAUAAAUGCAUGGAGUGUGGAAAGAACUUUGCUCAUAGAAGUCAACUUACUAAACAUAAGAGGAUUCACACAGGGGAGAGGCCAUAUAAAUGUCUGGAGUGUGGAAAGGCCUUUGCUCAAAGUGGCGGUCUUGUGUCCCAUAAAAGAAUCCAUACAGGGGAGAAGCCAUAUAAAUGCACAGAAUGUGGAAAGACCUUUUCUCAGAGGAGUCAUCUUACAGUCCAUAAAAGAAUUCACACAAGGGAAAGACUAUAUAAAUGCAUGGAGUGUGGAAAGACCUUUGCUCAAAUCAGUGACCUUACUUCCCAUAACAUGAUCCACACAGGAGAAAAACCACAUAAAUGCAUAGAGUGUGGGAAGACCUUUGCUCAUAGGAGUAAACUUGUGAUCCAUAAAAGGAUUCACACGGGGGAGAAGCCAUACAAAUGCAUGGAGUGUGGGAAAAUGUUUGCAGAGAGGAGUAAUCUUACUUCCCAUAGCAUGAUCCACAUAGGGAAGAAGCUACAUGAAUGCAUGGUGUGUGGAAAAGCCUUUGCCCAUAGAAGUCAACUUAAUAAGCACAAUAGGAUCCACACAGGUGAGAAGCCUUAUAAAUGUCUGGAGUGUGGAAAGGCCUUUGCUCAAAGUGGUGGUCUUGUUUCCCAUAAAAGGAUCCAUACAGGGGAGAAGCCAUAUAAAUGCACGGAAUGUGGAAAGACCUUUUCUCAGAGGAGUCAUCUUACAGUCCAUAAAAGAGUUCACACAAGGAAAAGACUAUAUAAAUGCAUGGAGUAUGGAGACAUUUGCCCAAAGCAGUGACAUUACUCCCUGUAACAUGAUCCACACAGGAGAGAAACCACAUAAAUUCAUGGAGUUUGGAAAGACUUUUUCUCAGAAAAGUUAUCUUACGGCCCAGGGCUGCUGCAGCAUGUCUCACGAGGCGAUCUGGUCCUGGAAGUAAAUAGCAAUGGAUGUCAUAGUUGAGCUCCCUGAAAGUGGGAGGAACACUGUCAUUUGGACAGUAAUAGACCUCUUUUCUAAACAAACCCACUUCGUAGCCUACCAAAGCGUUCCAUCUGUCCAGAGGCUGACCAUGCUAUUCCUGCAGCACAUCUAUUGAUUGCACAGGAAGCCAAAGAGAAUUUUUCUCAGAUUGAGGGACCAAUUCACUGUCACGUUUUGGAGGGGGAUAGUAAAGCUGAUAGGAUCCUCCCAAGAGUUUAGCUCUGCAUUUCAUCCAAGUACAAAUGGAGCCAGUGAAUGAGCAAAAACAAUGAUAGAGCAGUACUUGAGAUGCUGUGAUAACUAGUCAGCAGUCUACCUGAGUGGAUCUCCUGCUGUUUGCUGAGAUUACAUACAAUAAUGCAAUACACAGCAGUGUGGGGCAUACCCCAUUCAAAAUAGCCAUGAGGUGGAGUUUAUCCCCAUGCCAGAAUACUCUUGGGAAUCUUUCUCAGUGAGCUUAACAGAAUGGGUGGGUUCUUUGAAGAGCAUGUGGGGAAAUCUAAAACGGGCACUAGCUAGAGCAACGGAGACUCAAAAAGUACAGGCAGACAAGAGGCGGUCACCCCAGAGACUGUUUCACAUUGGAGAGAAAGUGUCUCCACAAAAUACAUUCAACAAAAUUGAAGCUGCUGUGUCAAAAGCUGGGUCCAAAAUGUAUAGAGCCUUUUCCCAUGGUGAAAAUAAUAUACCCAGUGACGGUUAAAGUUAAAACUGCCACACCUAUAGGGAAAAAUAAACCGGGUGUUCCAUUGCAGCUUGCUUAAACCGGUGGUAGGGUCAGAACUGAGGCCAAUAGCCAGGAUAGCUCCAGGUCCAAUCGUCGUGGAAGGGGAGACACAUUGUGCGGUAAAAAGGAUCCUGGAUUCCAGGUUAUACAAAGGCAAAUUCUAAUACUGAAUACAAUGGGAGAGAUAUCCAAUAUCAGAAGCUAGAUGGUGAAAGCACAAAAUAUGAAGGCAGAUUAGUUGAUCAGGAAGUUUCACAAGAACUAUCCCCAGAAACCCAAAUGACCUUCCUAGGGAUAAGGGGAGCCUGAUUUCUCUCUGUGUGUGUGUGUGUGCAUUUUUGAUGUUUUCCAGAUGAUUCUCACUUUCUAGGGGAAUCCGACUGUCAACUUUGAAACUGAUUAGGCUUGCUGCAGCCAUCUUUCUGUUUCUCAGCUUGCCACACAGUGUGGGAGGGGGGAGAUCUGGAAUGUCAGACCAGACACCAACAAUAGAUCAUGGGAAGCAAGGUAAUCUGAACAGGUGGUGGCCAAAGACUACGGGGAGUUGCCUGUGAGACACCAGAACACCUAACUGGGCACUGUGACCUGUGACAAUGAGGGAGGGAGUUUUCUAUUCUUUAGUUAUACUGAAAGUACAGGAAAUAGUUAGACCUGGUUUUGUUUUCAUCCGUGUCAAAAUGAUGUACUCAAUAAAAGUUACUUGAGAAAGUUGAAAGUCUCGGAGUGCUGAAUUGGUUGGGUUCAUUUGACAGAACCUUGUCAGGUGCCACUUACCAUCAUGUUAUCUUGUUCUCGCUCUCAUACAGGAUUGGUCCCAUCUUGGCAGGAGUCAAGAGUUUCCUUCUUACUGAAUGGAGGGGUGAACUCUAUGACUUGUCCCAUGUGAGUUCUCUCCCUUGUCUUUGGUGGAGUCCUCUUUUUAUUUGACUGGAUCUGGGGGGGGGGGGAGAUGGUCGUUGGUCAUGGUACUGACCGCUUGACUGCUCUAUGCCCCUCUUUCCUGCAGUGAAAGCAACCACCCAUUCUCUGGUGGGGUCUCCCCCUUUAGUUGGGAGUGCACCCACUUUCCUCCUAACUUUGCUUCUCAGCUGGGUGCUGGGACCAACCAUCUGGUAUCUUGCGCUUGUGGAAUUCCACUAGCUUGAUCUCUACUUCAGUAGCUAUGCGGUGCCAUGCCUGCAGCUUGCAGGCAGUUCUGAUAUAGCUCCUUAUUCAGUCCUUCAUGGGAGUGGUAGACCGGCAAGUGUUCAGACCACUUUCCCAAGAGACUGGCUACCCAGCAGAAAUCUUGAAUGUACUGUCAUUGGUCACUUCCCUUGCUUCAGGGCACAGAUGCAGGCUUCCGCUGUUGGGCUGCCAUGGGAUCCUUGAACUGCUCCUGCAGGGUUUGCAUGAAUGUGUCAAGGUCGACCAGCUCUGAGGCAUCUUCAUCAUGCUGGGACACCAGCCACUCUUAAGUACUCUUUUCCAGAUUGACUGCCUAAAGGAUCUGGAUCCAAAGGAUCCAAAGCACCUGAGGGCAGAACAAGAAGCAAUUGG
Messenger RNA from Thamnophis elegans (Western terrestrial garter snake), 4908 nucleotides. RefSeq names its product zinc finger protein 665-like. Bases 216 to 2456 code for a protein of 746 amino acids. Gene Ontology annotation, molecular function: DNA-binding transcription factor activity, RNA polymerase II-specific; RNA polymerase II cis-regulatory region sequence-specific DNA binding. The transcript is spliced from 5 exons. Gene Ontology annotation, biological process: regulation of transcription by RNA polymerase II. Lineage: Eukaryota; Metazoa; Chordata; Lepidosauria; Squamata; Natricidae. The record is from RefSeq and is a predicted model, not a curated record.